Molecule: messenger RNA, 1562 nt
Organism: Episyrphus balteatus (marmalade hoverfly)
Lineage: Eukaryota; Metazoa; Arthropoda; Insecta; Diptera; Syrphidae
Product: phenoloxidase-activating factor 2
Exons: 6
Coding region: 333-1466 (377 amino acids)
Biological process (GO): proteolysis
Molecular function (GO): serine-type endopeptidase activity
Source: RefSeq, a predicted model, not a curated record
UGUAGGUAAUAAUAAAUACAAAAGGGGACAAGUUCAUAUAGACAAUUACCUACAUCUAUUAGUUUUUCACUAUAAUCAUUCAGGGUAUUCUAAUUUCCUAAAUGGAGAAAUGGGAAAACCAUGACCAACGAUGGGUAGCUAAAUUAUAAAACAUUAACUUAUGAAUUUUAUUGCAACAGUCUGUUUUAUAUGUUGGUCGGCGUCAAAACAGAGAGUAAAUACGGAACUUUUUUUGACUAAACUUGAUUUAUUGAAUUUAACAUUCUGUUAGAGAAAUCGAUUUUUAAAACGCAAAUGUUUGUGUAUCUAUAUAUUUAAAAGAAUUUAAAAUAAUGGUGUUACUUGAAAUAAUAACUUUAUUAUUGAUUGUGGCACAACUGAGUCCUGCUCUUUGUUUUACAUUUGGAGCAGCGGAUACUAACGCACAACAAAAUUAUCCAAGCCCAGAAUCAAGACAAUUGAUCCAAGGAACAGUUCCAUCGUUGGUUGGCACAGUAACAACAUGUGUAUGCGUCCCACCCGGAUCUUGUGUUACCCAACCGAAUCCAUCAGGAAAUACCGAUGGCAGUGGUCAGAUUGACAUACGUAUUGUUAAUAAUGUGAAUCCUCAAGCACCACAACCUUAUCAAUCAACAACGACUCCUGUUACAUGUUUGUAUGGGCUAGUUCAAUGCUGUACACCCGGACCUUAUCAGUGUGGAAGGAGAUAUCCUCCACCGCCAGGAAGUCCAGCAAACGCCGUUGGCCAAGCAGCAUUUGGAGCUUAUCCAUGGCAGGCAGCAAUACUUACAACUGGGGAUGUUUACUUGGGUUCUGGAGCUUUGAUAGAUAGGAGGCACAUUUUAACGGCAGCCCAUAAAGUAUUGAAUCUGCCGACUACUUCGUACAAAGUUCGUCUCGGAGAAUGGGAUGCAGCAUCGACAAGAGAAACCAUUCCAGCUGAAGAUAUUACAAUCCUUAGUGUUUACAUUCAUCCGAAUUUUAAUAAAGAUAAUCUUCAAAACGAUGUUGCCAUUUUGAGAUUGAGUACUCUAGUAAACUUAGGGCAAAAAUCAACAAUUGGUACAGUUUGUCUUCCGACUACAUCAUUUGUCGGAAUGCGAUGUUAUGUAGCUGGCUGGGGAAAAAAUGAUUUUGGACCAAGUGGAGCAUAUCAAGCAAUUCAACGUGAAGUUGACGUACCUCUUGUGACAAAUGCAGCAUGUCAAACAGCUUUAAGAAAUACAAGAUUAGGAGCAAAUUUCAUACUUAACGAUGCUAGUUUUAUUUGCGCGGGUGGAGAAAACGGAAAGGAUGCAUGCACGGGUGAUGGAGGUUCUCCAUUAGUAUGUCAAAAUAAUGGAAUUUGGUACGUUGUCGGCAUGGUGGCAUGGGGUAUUGGAUGUGCGACAGCAGGUAUCCCUGGUGUUUACGUCAAUGUUGCCACGUAUUUGCCUUGGAUUCAAACAACAAUACUUACUCCUUAGUUUUAAUAUUAUACUCAUAUAUUAAAUAUAAUCAUUAUCACUGUAACUUAUAGAAAUACAAAAAACUCAAAUUUACUACCUAAUUUGGUUCUAAUA